Colossoma macropomum (tambaqui) is the source of this 1171-nucleotide messenger RNA. It is a transcript of the gene zte38, whose product is annotated as zebrafish testis-expressed 38. The coding region runs from base 10 to 933 and encodes 307 amino acids. NCBI's taxonomy places the organism in Eukaryota, Metazoa, Chordata, Actinopteri, Characiformes, Serrasalmidae. The transcript is spliced from 12 exons. The record is from RefSeq and is a predicted model, not a curated record.
ACCAAGCAAAUGGCGACCAGACUGAAAAAACGAGGAAAAACAAAGCAGGAAACUGCUGAGUGGGACAGCUUAUUCCUCCAAGAACUGAGUACUGAAGAACAAUCUUUGGUCUUUGUGAAACGAAUGCUAGUGCUUGCAGUGUCCUCCAUAACCUACUUACGAGGAAUAUUUCCAGAAGAUGCCUAUCGAUCUCGCUAUUUAGAAGAUUUAUGCAUCAAGGUUCUUAGAGAGGACUGUUCAUCUCCAGCAGCCAGCAGAAUCGUCAAAUGGAUGAUGGGGUGUUUCGAUGCUUUGGAGAAGAGAUAUUUGCAGAUUGUGCUUAUUGGGGUGCACAGAGACCCACAUGACACCAACCAUGUCAUAGAGUCGUAUCAGUUUAAGUUCAAAUACUCAGAACAUGGGCCACAGAUGGACAUCUUUAGAAAUGACAGUAUGGAGAUGAGGGUGACCAUGGAGGACACAAAGAAAGCUUCGGUUCUCCUGAUCAGGAAGCUGUUCCUUCUCAUGCAGAAUUUGGACGCUCUGCCUGAUGACGUGUACCUCACCAUGAAGCUCUACUACUAUGAUGAUGUCACCCCACCAGACUACGAGCCGCCGGGCUUCAAAGAGGGGAUAUGUGACAGUCUGUGGUUUGAAGGCACAGCAGUACAUUUCAGAGUGGGUGAACUGCACACACCCUUCCACGUCCUGAAGGUCGGGGUGGCGGCUGAGGAAGGCAGAGUGAGCAAACUGCAGGAGGGCAACCACCUGAGAGAAAGCGUCCAGGAUUCAGCGCAGCAGAACGUCGGUCAGCUCACUGAGGAGGUAAGCGAUUGUUGUUUUGAGGACCUGCCAUCUGAGGAUGAAUCGGCUGCACAGUUCAAGCAACCGACAAAAGCCCCGGCUAAGAGAGGAGGCAGAAACCCAGCAAAGAGGAGGAAGAGGGAAGUUUAAAAUCAGCCUUCAACCUUUGGAAAGGGACAAGUAGGCCAAUGUCUGAUUCUGUCCCAUAGUUUGUUUAUUUAUUUACUUUUUUGUGUUUUAAAAUUACCUACACACAGUAUGUAAAUUAUUUCUUAUAUGAUUUAUUUGGCAUGGGUGUUUAUGUUUUUGUUAUUAGUGCUCUAUGUGUCAGUAAAGGACAAUUUUUUCAUAGAUUGUAGUUUAAUAGACAAAGAAAAUGUGCUUAAAA